GUGUAUACAGAGCAAGCGGAAGUCAGGGAGAUCCUAAUAGAAGUCCGUCAAAAUCCACUGUCAUCCUACUAGAUACACGGCUUAUUUUUCAUUUUUUACCUAAUCCGUAAACACAAAAACGUUUUUAUGACCACUAUCGACAAAUCGUUUGGUGCUUCUUUUGAUCCAUUCAAGGAAGCAUCAACAGAUGAUGGUAAUGCCGGUGUUCAAGAAAACUUAAUUCACAUCCGAAUCCAGCAGAGAAAUGGAAGGAAAACCCUGACAACAGUACAGGGAAUUUCAACAGACUAUGACCUGAAAAAAAUUGUCAAAGCUUGUAAAAAGGAAUUUGCCUGUAAUGGUACAGUGGUGGAACAUCCAGAAUAUGGUGAGGUCAUUCAGCUACAGGGAGAUCAAAGAAAUCGUAUUCGAGACUUCCUCAGAGAAAUUGGAAUUGCGAGGGAAGAACAGCUCAAGGUUCACGGUUUCUAAGUAAACAUCCUUCCUUCAAAAUUGCUCUCAGCCUUCAUCAUCCUUCUUGUUUAGUGGAUUUCAUCUUGUUCCUCUGAAGUACAAGUUGAUACACAAAUGUGUUUGAAUGUUUUCAUCAUAGUGAUGUGCAGAAGUCAGUUUGCUACUGACACUUGCAAAAGCAUUAUUUAUUUAGGACGUUACUCUAACAAAACAGGAAAUCUGGUUGUAUAAUCCACAAGACAAUGUAUGGUUGAAUUUUUAUAACUGGUCACUGUUUUCAUUUCAUGUAAAUAUUUGCAUAAUUUCAUGAAUAAACAUUUUUAAUAAUUGAUAAA
Messenger RNA from Saccostrea echinata, 788 nucleotides. RefSeq names its product eukaryotic translation initiation factor eIF1-like. Gene Ontology annotation, biological process: translational initiation. The transcript has 4 exons. Gene Ontology annotation, molecular function: translation initiation factor activity; ribosomal small subunit binding; RNA binding. Gene Ontology annotation, cellular component: eukaryotic 43S preinitiation complex. The coding region runs from base 127 to 471 and encodes 114 amino acids. The record is from RefSeq and is a predicted model, not a curated record. Lineage: Eukaryota; Metazoa; Mollusca; Bivalvia; Ostreida; Ostreidae.